This is a messenger RNA of Cydia splendana, 2203 nucleotides long. Its product is annotated as transmembrane protease serine 9-like. The coding region runs from base 197 to 2170 and encodes 657 amino acids. The record is from RefSeq and is a predicted model, not a curated record. The transcript has 15 exons. Gene Ontology annotation, biological process: proteolysis. NCBI's taxonomy places the organism in Eukaryota, Metazoa, Arthropoda, Insecta, Lepidoptera, Tortricidae. Gene Ontology annotation, molecular function: serine-type endopeptidase activity.
CUGAGAUUUUGGCGCGAGUGAAAGUGCGGUGGUGUGGCCGAAGACCCCGCACUGCGGCUGCGCCGCCGCGGCCGUCAGUACGCGAAUAAUGCCAGCCACUCGCCUUCACCGACUUCGCCAGUGAUCCUCGAGAUGCCGUGCAAAUAAAUGGUUGCGCAUUUAGUUCUCCACCGUUUCCUACCCCGGACCCGCGACAAUGUGCCCAUGGACAACAGUGGCCCUUGUUUUUGUGUUUGUUUGUUCCGGUGCUGCGAGGGAGAUUAGCUCGCCGGAUAUCGCUGCGCUUGAUAACCAUGUGUCAUCAGGUAACAGAAGCCAGCGGUUUCUCUUCGACGCCAUCUUCGGACUGGAGGUGCCACUCCUGGAUGAGCAGAGCGUGGAGGAGGAAGACGAUGACUCCCAGGUCAAGAACUGCUCAUGUGAGUGCGGCAGAGCAAAUCCUCUUCCUAGGAAGAUAGAGUGCGGCGGAUCGAACCAGGAGAACCGCAUCGUGGGCGGCGUGCCGGCAGGGGCCAAUCGCUACCCGUGGAUGGCCAGGAUCGUCUACGAUGGACAGUUCCACUGUGGAGCGUCGCUGCUGACCAAGGAGUAUGUGCUCACGGCUGCGCAUUGCGUGAGGAAACUGAAACGUUCUAAGAUCCGUGUGAUCCUCGGCGACCACGACCAGACGGUCACCACGGAGAGCGCCGCCAUCAUGCGUGCCGUCACCUCUAUCGUACGCCACCGGAGCUUCGACGCUGACUCAUACAACAACGACAUAGCGCUGCUCAAGCUUCGCAAGCCGGUCACCUUCUCCAAGAUCAUCAAACCCAUCUGUCUGCCACCAGCUAGUAUAGAUCCCUCGGGCAAAGAAGGCAUCGUAGUUGGCUGGGGUCGCACGUCAGAGGGCGGGCAGCUCCCGGCCGUCGUGCAGGAGGUGCGCGUGCCCAUCCUGUCGCUCACGCAGUGUCGCGGGAUGAAGUACCGAGCUUCCCGGAUCACUAACAACAUGUUGUGUGCCGGUCGAGCGUCUACCGACUCAUGCCAGGGCGACAGUGGUGGGCCUCUGCUAUUACAAAAGGGAGACAAAUUCCAGAUUGUUGGUAUAGUGUCGUGGGGAGUUGGUUGCGGACGGCCGGGGUACCCAGGAGUCUACACGAGAGUCACUCGCUUCCUGCCCUGGCUUCGAGCCAACUUACGGGAUUCCUGUCUCUGCGGCAACUUUUAUUUUUCUUUCGAUUCUUUUGUUUCAAGUGCCAACAUGUGGAAGUAUAUUUUCCUUUUAUUGUGUGCUGCCGCUUUCACUUGUUCUGAGAAUGAAGUGUCGCGCGAUGCUCAAGGAGUGUUCACGAAGAACUUCUUUGGCGGAGUGUGGGGAAACCGUCCACCCCUCAUGGAGGUUAACCAGCCUAGAGCCCUCUGCACUUGCAAAUGUGGAGAACGGAAUGAGGCAGGCCGCAUCGUGGGAGGCAGGGAAGCUGGCGAGUUUCCCUGGAUGGCCAAGCUCACGUACAUCAAGAGGUUCUACUGCGGGGGCAUGCUCAUCAAUGACCGUUACGUGCUCACCGCUGCUCAUUGCGUUAAGGGCUUCAUGUGGUUCAUGAUCAAGGUGACGUUUGGUGAGCACGACCGCUGCAACGCCACGACGCGGCCCGAGACCCGGUUCGUGCUGCGCGCCAUCGUCAACAAGUUCAGUCUUACCAACUUCGACAACGACAUCGCCCUGCUGAGGCUGAAUGAGCGUGUGCCUCUGUCGGAGGCCAUCAAGCCUAUCUGCUUGCCUACUAACGAUAAGGAGCUCUACGUCGGAGUUAAGGCCGUCGCCACCGGCUGGGGUACCCUUACGGAGGAAGGCAAGGUGUCGUGUACCCUGCAGGAGGUGGAGUUACCCGUGAUAAGUACCCAGGACUGCCGCAAGACCAAGUACACGGCGUCUAUGAUCACCGACAACAUGCUGUGUGCCGGGUACCCGGCUACUGGCCAGAAGGAUUCUUGCCAGGGUGACAGCGGUGGACCACUUAUCACAGAGAAGACGACCGCGUCGCAAGAGAAACGCUACGAGUUAAUUGGUGUGGUGUCAUGGGGCAACGGCUGCGCGCGCCCGGGAUACCCGGGCGUGUACACGCGCGUCACCAACUAUCUUGGAUGGAUACGCGAAAACACGCAAGACGCGUGCUAUUGUUCCGAUUAGUACAUAAGCCCAAAACCUAACACGAGGGCCACG